Babesia sp. Xinjiang is the source of this 1248-nucleotide messenger RNA. Its product is annotated as Phosphoglycerate kinase. Gene Ontology annotation, molecular function: phosphoglycerate kinase activity; ADP binding; ATP binding. Lineage: Eukaryota; Apicomplexa; Aconoidasida; Piroplasmida; Babesiidae. Gene Ontology annotation, biological process: glycolytic process; gluconeogenesis. Bases 1 to 1248 code for a protein of 415 amino acids. Gene Ontology annotation, cellular component: cytosol. The record is from RefSeq and is a predicted model, not a curated record. The transcript has 2 exons.
AUGGAGUCAAUGCUUUCUUCCAAACUUGGCCUCGCCGACGUCGUUGACAAGUUGCCGGGAUCUCGUGUUUUGCUUCGGGUGGAUUUUAACGUACCCAUAAAGGAAGGCUCUAUCCGAGACUGCACACGAAUCAAGGCGACCGUUCCCACCAUCGAAUUUUUACUGAAGCACGGAGUCAAAUCGAUUAUUUUGAUGUCCCACCUCGGUAGGCCAAAUGGUUCGCGUGUAGAGAAGUACUCCUUGCGCCCAGUCGCUGCUGAGCUUUCUAAGAUUCUAAACCGAAAAGUGGAAUUCCUAGACGAUUGCGUAGGCGCCGCGGUUGAAAAGUUCUGCAAGGAGGCGCCCACGGGUACAAUUGUCUUGCUCGAAAACUUGAGAUUCCAUGCCGCCGAAGAGGGAGUGAAGGACAAACUGAAGGUUGGUGAAGGCGAGGUCGAAGCCUUCCGUAAGAGCCUAACGGAAUUAGGGGAUAUCUAUGUUAAUGACGCAUUCGGCACUGCACACAGGGCUCACAGCUCCAUGGUUGGUGUUAAUGUGCCAUUGAGGGUCGCAGGUCUCCUCAUGAAAAAGGAACUAGAUUAUUUUGCGAAAAUUUUAGAAACACCCAAGAGGCCGUACCUCAGUAUUUUAGGUGGUGCAAAAGUUAAGGACAAGAUCCAGCUCAUUAAGUCACUCUUGCAGAAGGUCGACAUAUUAUUCAUUGGUGGUGGAAUGGCGUACACUUUCAAGAAGGUGCUUGGAGGAAUGACAAUUGGGAAUUCGUUGUAUGAUGCUGAAGGCGCAGGCAUAGUCCCGGACAUAAUGACCGAAGCCAAAACCCGCGGUGUCAAGGUUUUCUUUCCUGUGGACUUUAAGGCAGCAUUCGGUUUUUCAAACGAAGCGCCAUUCAAAUUGGUAACUGAGGAGGAAGGUAUUCCGGAUGGUUCCGAGGGGCUUGACUGCGGCCCUAAAACUGUGGAACUUCUUAAAGGUGUAGUCGAAGGGUGCCAAACCAUCGUGUGGAAUGGUCCUCUUGGUGUGUUUGAGUUUCCCAAUUUCGCGGAAGGUUCUAUAGCUGCGUUGGAUAUCGUUGGAGAGGCCACGAAGAGAGGUGCCAUUAGUGUUAUUGGUGGCGGGGACACAGCAUCCCUAGCCGAACAGAAGGGGAGAGCACACCUUUUCAGUCACGUUUCUACCGGAGGAGGUGCCUCACUUGAGUUGAUGGAAGGUAAAGUCCUUCCGGGUGUAGGCGCUCUUUCCUCUAAGUGA